Fulmarus glacialis (Northern fulmar) is the source of this 1251-nucleotide messenger RNA. RefSeq names its product potassium channel, subfamily K, member 2 (gene KCNK2). NCBI's taxonomy places the organism in Eukaryota, Metazoa, Chordata, Aves, Procellariiformes, Procellariidae. The record is from RefSeq and is a predicted model, not a curated record. Gene Ontology annotation, cellular component: membrane. Gene Ontology annotation, molecular function: outward rectifier potassium channel activity; potassium ion leak channel activity. Gene Ontology annotation, biological process: potassium ion transmembrane transport; stabilization of membrane potential. Bases 1 to 1251 code for a protein of 416 amino acids. The transcript has 7 exons.
AUGGGUGACUUUUCCAUGGCGGCACCUGACUUGCUGGAUCCCAAAUCGGCCACUCAGAACUCCAAACCAAGAUUAUCAUUUUCCACCAAGCCUACUGUGCUCUCUUCGCGGGAGGAAAGUGAUUCGGCUAUUAAUGUUAUGAAAUGGAAGACAGUCUCAACAAUUUUUCUGGUGGUAGUCGUGUAUUUAAUAAUUGGAGCAACAGUAUUUAAAGCCUUGGAGCAGCCUCAUGAGACCUCCCAAAGAACCACCAUUGUGAUUCAGAAGCAGACGUUUGUAUCUCAGCAUUCCUGUGUGAAUGCAACAGAGCUUGAUGAACUGAUUCAGCAAGUAGUGGCAGCAAUAAAUGCAGGAAUCAUACCUUUAGGAAACACAUCUACUCAGAUCAGUCACUGGGACUUGGGAAGUUCCUUCUUCUUUGCUGGCACUGUUAUUACCACCAUAGGCUUUGGAAACAUCUCCCCACGCACACAAGGUGGAAAGAUAUUCUGUAUCAUCUAUGCCUUAUUGGGAAUUCCUCUGUUUGGUUUUCUGUUGGCUGGUGUUGGAGAUCAACUAGGGACGAUUUUUGGAAAAGGAAUUGCCAAAGUAGAAGAUACCUUUGUUAAAUGGAAUGUGAGUCAGACAAAGAUUCGCAUAAUUUCAACAAUAAUAUUCAUACUGUUUGGCUGCGUGCUGUUUGUUGCUCUUCCUGCAGUUAUAUUCAAGCACAUAGAAGGCUGGAACACACUAGAUGCAAUUUACUUUGUGGUUAUCACUUUAACUACCAUUGGAUUUGGUGACUAUGUUGCAGGGGGAUCAGAUAUUGAGUACCUAGAUUUUUAUAAGCCAGUGGUGUGGUUCUGGAUCCUUGUUGGGCUUGCUUAUUUUGCAGCUGUCCUCAGCAUGAUUGGCGACUGGCUAAGAGUCAUAUCAAAAAAGACAAAGGAAGAGGUAGGGGAAUUCAGAGCCCAUGCUGCGGAGUGGACAGCCAAUGUCACCGCGGAGUUCAAAGAAACUCGAAGGCGCCUGAGCGUGGAGAUCUAUGACAAGUUCCAGCGGGCUACCUCUAUCAAAAGGAAGCUCUCCGCAGAACUCGCCGUCAAUCAUAAUCAAGACCUGACUCCCUGCAAGAGAACCCUGUCAGUCAACCACCUCACCAGUGAGAAGGACAUCUUGCCAGCUCUAACAAAGACGGACAGCAUUUACAUGAAUGGUUUGACACCACACUGUGCAGCAGAAGAGAUAGCCGUUAUUGAAAACAUUAAGUAG